Messenger RNA from Halichondria panicea, 769 nucleotides. RefSeq lists its product as uncharacterized. The record is from RefSeq and is a predicted model, not a curated record. The coding region runs from base 129 to 590 and encodes 153 amino acids. The transcript has 5 exons. NCBI's taxonomy places the organism in Eukaryota, Metazoa, Porifera, Demospongiae, Suberitida, Halichondriidae.
AAUGUAGUUAUGACAUCAGAGGAGAUGAUGCUAGCUUCUAUAAAAACUCAUCAUUUGGGAAAGUGCCUCACAAUUUGUGUGCUACACUGGAGAUUUCCUGCUGCCUUCAACUGCUAUAAUUACUAAAAAUGUUGAAACUAGGACCAGCAAGAAAGAUUGGAUUGGGCUUGGCUGGCUUCACUAUUAUACCAUGGCUUCUCAUUGUGAUUGGAUUCGGAUGGCUCACUGUUGGCACCGGUACAGCACCAGUGGGGGCUGGUUUGUUCCCCUAUUGGUUCAUUUCUCUGCUGGGUAUUCCAAUCAUCGUGCUGGGAGCUGUUCAUGCUGUUAUCAGUGCACGAUCUGCAUUUAAGAUCAUCAGGACAAUUACGACAGUUUUCAGUAUUUUGUUCCUUCUCUGUCUGGGGAUGAUCUUCUUCAAUGCGGGAAGCCUCAUUAUUGUAUACUUAGCCAGAGGCCUCCUGGUCCAUCCUGUCAACUUGUUGUUUGCGGGAACACUAAUUGGAACUGUGUCCUGGACUGGUCAGAUGGUGGCAUGGACCUUCUAUGAAGUGCCCGAAGAAGCUAUCAUCAACAACCAACAGUACUAGAUAAUAACAGUGACUUGUAUAUAAAUAGAACAUGCAUGCGUGUAUACUUUACUAUACAUAAGACUAGUGCAUGUUAGUAGGUUACUCCAUCAUGCAUUUUUAGUGAGAACCAUUAAUUUUUUCGUAUACUACUAUAAUUAUACUGUCACAAUGAACAUUAAUUUGUUUUCUUUGGUAAA